AUGAGAUAGUUUUCAAAAUUUAUUGAAAAUCUUGAAAAAGAGCAGUAUAAAAAAAAAUAUGCUGUGAGUGAAGUAAGGCUUGUUGGUUUACCAGAUGACCAUUAUCCAAAUACUAUUAAGACAGUUAUUUAUGUCUUAGGAAUAAUAGCAUUAGCACUUGGUUUAUAAAUUGUUGCUUUUGUUUUGCUAUAAAAACUUUAUAAUGAACAAAUAGAUAGUUAUUAUAAAAUUUGGUUGUUUGUUCUUUUUAUAGGAAUAGGGAUAUUUAUAAUUAUGCAUUAUUUCGCUGUGAAAACUGAACUCAAAGAUGAAUAAAUUACUUAUAGAGAUCAUAUUUUGUAGUAAAGAUAGAUUUUUAUAAAAAAUGCGAUAUUUUAUUAAAAACAAGAGAAGCUAUUUAGUAAAAAACCAGAUUCUGCUCAAGAAAUAAAAUAAAAAAAGAAUACAUUCGAUGAUUUUUUGAGAGCAAAAAAACAAGAAAUAGAAUUAAAUAAGUAAGGUCAAUAAGUAAAUCAUUCAAAAAAAAAGAAAAAGAAGAAGCUUAAAGUGAAAAAAGAUAAGGAAUUAACAGAAUAAAUAGAAACAAUUUAGUGA
This is a messenger RNA of Tetrahymena thermophila SB210, 594 nucleotides long. RefSeq names its product transmembrane protein, putative. The transcript has 2 exons. The record is from RefSeq and is a predicted model, not a curated record. NCBI's taxonomy places the organism in Eukaryota, Ciliophora, Oligohymenophorea, Hymenostomatida, Tetrahymenidae.